Messenger RNA from Thamnophis elegans (Western terrestrial garter snake), 1643 nucleotides. RefSeq names its product SAP30 binding protein (gene SAP30BP). NCBI's taxonomy places the organism in Eukaryota, Metazoa, Chordata, Lepidosauria, Squamata, Natricidae. Gene Ontology annotation, cellular component: nucleus. The record is from RefSeq and is a predicted model, not a curated record. Bases 142 to 1017 code for a protein of 291 amino acids. Gene Ontology annotation, biological process: regulation of DNA-templated transcription. The transcript has 12 exons.
CUUCCUUGGCGGUUUACGCGGAAGAUUCCGAGCCCGAGUCUGAUAGCGAGGCCGGCGGGGCCGGUAGCGAUCGAGGAGGAGGGACGGAACAUUCUUCCAGUUGCCUUCUGGUUUAUCUGCAUGGUCUUUCGCAAAUGGUAGAUGGACAACAAUUUUCUUCGUUUGGAGAGUAAUGGCUUUCUCCUUGCAACCCUGCCAGAAGAAAAAGCUGGUUUGGUGUCAGAAAGCUAUGGAGAAGAUGACCUCAGCAAAAUGGAAGGAGAAGAGGAUGGUUAUGAUGAAGAUGAUGAUGAAAACAGCAGACAGUCAGAAGAUGACGAUUCAGAGACUGAAAAACCUGAGGCUGAUGAUCUGAAGGACUUUUCAGAACUGGAAAAGAGAGAUCCCCAGGAGUUAGUUGCUUCCUUCUCUGAGCGGGUGAGGAACAUGUUACCUGAUGAGAUCAAAAUCCCCCCAGAACCACAAGGCAGAUGUUCCAACCACUUACAAGACAAAAUACAGAAGCUAUAUGAAAGGAAAAUGAAGGAAGGUAUGGACAUGAAUUUGAUAAUUCAAAGGAAAAAAGAGUUUCGAAAUCCCAGCAUCUAUGAGAAGCUGAUCCAGUUUUGUGCAAUUGAUGAACUUGGUACUAAUUAUCCAAAGGACAUGUUUGAUCCUCAUGGGUGGGCUGAAGAUUCAUAUUAUGAGGCACUAGCAAAAGCACAGAAAAUUGAAAUGGACAAGCUAGAAAAAGCCAAGAAAGAGCGAACAAAGAUUGAAUUUGUUACAGGCACUAAAAAAGGGACAACAAAUGCUCCUUCUACAACCACCACAACAGCUAGCACUGCGGGUGGAGAUGCACAGAAGAGGAAAAGCAAAUGGGAUUCUGCCAUUCCUGUGACAACAAUAGCUCAGCCCACCAUUCUCACAACCACUGCAACAUUACCGGCUGUUGUAACUGUAACCACCAGUGCAAGUGGCUCCAAAACAACAGUAAUUUCAGCUGUUGGCACCAUAGUGAAAAAGGCAAAACAGUGACAGGCACAGUAAAGAAACUGAUUGAGUGACUGAAGCUUUUUUUUUUCAAAUUUGACACCAAAAUCACUGUCUUUGAAAUACAGAGGGACAUUUUUUUCCUGAUGUGGAAAUGAAAGACUGUUUGGAAAAAGACAAGUGGACCGUCCUAUGUAUAAUGGAAUUUUUCUGUGGGAAAAAACUCCUAAGCUUUGCUAUGACUGCUUCCUAAAGUACUGUGUGCAAUGCAGUGUCGCCGUGUCAAUGUUAUGCUUCAUUGAAAACUGUAUUACAAUUGUCACUGCCUUAGGAUCUUCAUGCAGUGUGAAGCUCUUUAAGAAGCUUUUAGAAGAAAAACUGUACUGAGUUGGACCAUUUAGUAACUUUUUUUUUUCUGUUUGCCUCCAAGAAUUAUAGGCAAGAUUCGAUACUCCCGUCAAAAGUUUAAGAAGAAUAAGAGUAUGUGACAAUUCAGUUUCAUGGAGGUCAUCAUAUGGACUAAGAUGAGUUAUUCCAAUGCAAUCCAUUAGAUUAAAUGUCAUAAAUCAGGAACUGGAACAUUUUGAAAAUUGAGACUUCAUAUUAGUAGCCCUUCCUGUCUUUGGGGGAUCUUUGUGCAGAUCCGAACGCAACUGAUAGGAAGGUUUAUG